Molecule: messenger RNA, 3650 nt
Organism: Scatophagus argus
Lineage: Eukaryota; Metazoa; Chordata; Actinopteri; Scatophagidae
Gene: rnf139
Product: ring finger protein 139
Exons: 6
Coding region: 450-2561 (703 amino acids)
Biological process (GO): ERAD pathway
Cellular component (GO): endomembrane system; endoplasmic reticulum
Molecular function (GO): zinc ion binding; ubiquitin protein ligase activity
Source: RefSeq, a predicted model, not a curated record
UUUUGUGUAAGUCAGAAUUUUUGCGAAAAUGGUUACGUCAGCUACCACACCCUCUGACGCUGGAAGUUACGUCACGUUACGUUACGUCGGCACCAGCCUAGCAACUUCUGCGGUCUUCCCACAGCAAUAGGAAAUGGCGAGUCCUGAUGUAUCCUAGUUUUUCUUGUGAUCCCAGACGAGACGAGAUCCCAGGAGCACUCUGGCGUGUAACAGCCGGUGGCGGUAACAGUCUGGAUGGGAGCAGCCCGACAUUAAACAGAAGAAGAAGAAGCAACAGGAGGUUGAGCUGUGCGGACAUGGCGGAUGGCAGCAGGUUCCCACCUAUCAAAUAAACGCCAGGCAAAGCGAAACCGAGGACGAGACGCGGCUGCUGGAGGGGGCUUAAACGUCUUUCAAUGUUACAUGGAUAGCCGGGACUCCUCAGGACUGUGAGCCCCCCCUAAAGCCGCAUGGCGUCCACUCAAGCCCGGAUAGGCCAGCAGGCCUUAGCGGUGCUUGAUGUGGCUCUGCGAGUCCCCUGUAUCUUUAUUAUCGACGCCAUUUUUAAUUCUUAUUACGACCCUGGUUCGGGAUGGGCCGGUGCGAUGGGGAAGGUGUUGGUCAGGGUCCUGGGUGUCCUGAUCUCCACUGUGGUGCUGCUGCUCUCCCAGAAAGCCUUGUUCAAGUUCUACACCCUCUUCUUUGCUGUUCUCCUCGGCAUGGCGGCGGUCCUGUUCAACUACUACGCCACGUCCCACAUAGACUUCUACAGCGCCUACCACAAAGCAGCUCUGGGGUUUAGGUUGCUGCCCAGAAACGGGCCGACGCUGUGGCUGGGCAUGGCUGCGGUCCAGCUUAUUUUUGGUGUGGGCUACGUGUUCCUGUUAAACCUCCAGUCGGUGUUUGCAGCGCUGGUGGUCCUGGACAUCAUGAUCCCUCUGUGGGGGCUGAUGAUCGAGCUGCCGGCAGACGUCAGGCAGAUGGUGGCUGUGUUCUCGGGCCUGGCGCUGGCUCUCAACACAGCUGUGUGUCUGGCCAUGAGGCUGAAAUGGUUUUACUACUCAUGUCGGUACGUCUACCUGCUCGUACGGCACAUGUACAGGAUCUACGGGCUUCAGCUGCUGCUGGAGGACACGUGGAAGAGGAUCAGAUUCCCUGACGUGCUGCGGGUGUUCUGGCUGACCCGGGUCACAGCCCAGGCGCUGAUCCUCGUCUACGUGGUGCGGGCAGUGAGGAGGGAGAGCGGUGACGCCACAGGCGGUGGCGCUGAUGGGGACUCGGAUUCACAAGGUUACCUGCUGAGCUGGGACGUGUUCUGGGAUCUGACCAGUAACCUCAUCAUCUCUGGCUGUGAUUCUACGCUCACCGUGCUGGGGAUGAGUGCCGUCAUCUCCUCUGUGGCGCACUACCUCGGCCUCAGCAUCCUGGCUUUCAUAGGUUCCACAGAGGAGGAGGACAAGCGUUUAGGCUUCGUGGCUCCUGUGCUGUUCUUCAUCCUGGCUCUGCAGACCGGCCUCAGCAGUCUGGACCCUGAGGAACGCCUGGUCCGCCUGAGCCGGAACAUGUGCCUUCUGCUGACGGCCAUCCUGCACUUUAUCCACGGCAUGACCGACCCUGUCCUGAUGUCCCUGAGCGCAUCCCACGUCUCCUCCGUUCGGCGCCAUUUCCCCGUCCUGCUGGUGUCCCUGGCGCUCUUCGUGCUCCCGGUGGUGCUCAGCUACGCCCUGUGGCACCACUACGCCCUCAACACCUGGCUCUUUGCUGUCACGGCCUUCUGUGUGGAACUCUGCCUCAAGGUGGUGGUCUCACUGACUGUCUACAGCCUCUUCAUGGUUGAUGGCUUCUCCAAUGUCCUGUGGGAGAAGCUGGACGAUUACGUCUACUACGUGCGCUCUACAGGCAACAUCAUUGAGUUCCUGUUCGGCGUCAUCAUGUUUGGAAACGGCGCCUACACCAUGAUGUUCGAGUCAGGCAGCAAGAUCCGCGCCUGCAUGAUGUGCCUGCACGCGUACUUCAACAUCUACCUGCAGGCCAAGAACGGCUGGAAGACCUUCAUCAACCGGCGCACGGCAGUCAAGAAGAUCAACUCCCUGCCGGAGGUGCGCGGCGACCAGCUGAGGGACAUCGAAGAUGUGUGCGCCAUAUGUUACCAGGAGUUUGCCACCUCGGCUCGCAUCACGCCCUGCCACCAUUAUUUCCACGCGUUGUGCCUGAGGAAGUGGCUCUACAUCCAGGACACCUGCCCCAUGUGCCACCAGAGAGUUUACGUGGAGGAGGAGAGCCGAGACAGAGCUGCCUUUUCGAACAACAAUGGGGGCUAUGCGGCGCCACAGGAAGCCGCCGACGCUGCAGCCCCACCGGCACCGGGCGACAACCAGCACGGACAGCCAGUCGCCGAGCUGCCGGCCAACGGAGCGGCUGCCGGCGUGCAGGAUGCGGGAGGACCGGGGGAGCUCUACAACGAGCUGCUGGAGGACAAUGACAGCAUAGAGUACGAUGAAGAUGAGUGGGGGACUCAAAAUGGCAACACGCCAAUAGAAGAAGACUAUAUCAAUGAUGACACAGACUCCACCGAGGACUGACAAAUAAAAAGAUCUAUAGAAAAAAAUUACAUAUAUCUUUAUUAUAUUUAAUUUAAAAAGAAUUUAAAACACAACUUCAGAUUUUUAAUUUGUUCUUGAAAAAUGUCAGGGAUGUCAUUCUGUUUCCUUUUGUGUGAUUUUGAGUUUGGGUUUUACUCAAUAAGGGCUCAUGAAAAGAGUAACUGCUGCUCUCAUUCUGUGUGUGUGUGUGUGUGUGCGUGCGUGUGUGUGUGUGUGUGUGUGCGUGCCUGCCUGCCUGCUGCCGACCUAUAAUGUGCUUUGACGAUGUCUUAAAGAUGCAGUUCAUGUUCCCUGGUGGUGUCGGGGAAAUGCUGGAGUUUAUUAAUGACAAAACUGUGGAGCGACUAAGCAACUUCAAGCAUUAAUCAGUCUGUGAAACUUGGGAGGUUGUAGAAAGACACCUUUUGAGCACUAAAAUAUGUUUUUUGUGUGUUUCAGUUUAAAACCUGCUGUCUCUAAAGGAUGAAGAGUCUCCUUCGGGGUUACUUUGUCUCGUGUCCACGGAGUUUAGACUCUCAGUUUUGCACCCUCCAAACAUUGAGUUCCUCACCUGCUCCUGCUAAACAAGCCUCAAGAGCGCUCAAAUCCCGAGUUACAGAUUGAUCAAAAGCUCAAGUUUGUGGCCAUUCGUUCGACAUUUUUGUCCUUAAAACAGGAUAUUCGUGAACUCGUCCAGAGGGAAAGUGAAGGCAUUAGAGUGAGGCAGCUGAAAGAGGUGUGUCUGAUUAAAAACGAUGACUUGCUACUGUAAUCACUGAUAUACCUCUGUCAUUAUUUACUACUGGUCUCUUGUGCGACCUCGCUUACAUUUGUGUACGUUAUUGUACAUAUAAUAAAACACAAACGUGCACCCUUUCCCAUAGGACAAGAGAAGAGUUUUGUUUGUUUUCCUCAAUAAUUCUGCUUCCUCUGCACAUAAAUCAGUAUUUACUUUGGUUAAAUGCUCUUCUCAGUCCCAGAAAUGAUUGUUUGUAAUAAGAGUGCUGGCGUCAAAUCUAAAAACAAAUACAAAAAUGUUUUGAGUGAUUUCUGGAUGCUCCUCAGUAAAGGUCACAAAAAUACAGCAUG